CUCAUCAGUCCUCAGAACAACAACAUGUUUUCGAGCCGUCCCGCCGCCUCCUCGCUGGGCCGCCCGGCCGCUCUCGUUGCCCAGCGGCGGCUCAGCACCGCCUCCCCGCUGACGUGCAUCCUCGAGGAGCGCCGCGGUCCGGUCGGGCUCAUCACCCUCAACAGGCCAAAGGCGCUCAACGCGCUGUCUCCGACGCUGGUGCGUGAGCUCGUGCAGGAGGUGAAACGGUUCGACGCCGACCCGGAGAUUGGCGCCAUCGUGGUCACGGGCUCGGGCGACAAGGCCUUCGCCGCCGGUGCCGACAUUAAGGCCAUGCAGCCGCUCUCGUACAUGGACAUGCACAAGGCGCGACUCUUCGGCGAGCUGGACGAGCUGUCGUCCGUGAGGACGCCGAUCAUCGCCGCCGUCAACGGGUUCGCGCUCGGCGGCGGCUGCGAGCUCGCGAUGACCUGCGACUUCAUUCUCGCCGCGGACACGGCCAAGUUUGGCCAGCCAGAGAUCAAGCUCGGCACGAUCCCUGGCUUGGGCGGCACGCAGCGCUUCACUCGCGCGGUGGGGAAGUCGCGCGCAAUGGAGCUCGUCCUCACGGGCGACCAGAUGUCGGCGGAGGAGGCGCGUGAGCGCGGCCUGGUGGCGCGCGUGGUGCCCGCCGCGGACCUGCUCGACGACGCGCUCAAGACAGCAGGCAAGAUCGCGGCGCAGUCCCAGCCCAUCGUGGCGAUGGCGAAGACGUGCGUCAACGUCGCCUUCGAGACGUCGCUCGCCGAGGGCUUGCGCUUCGAGCGCGCGAUCUUCUACUCCACCUUCGCGACGCACGACCAAAAGGCGGGCAUGGCCGCAUUCGCCGCCAAGGAGAAGCCAAACUUCAAGAACGAGUGAGGUGGCCGGGGCCUGGCGGCGGCGCACGGAGCGGCGCAACGCGGCUGGCGGCUGCACAGGUCGCUCUCGCGCUGCGGUGGACGUGGGCGCCACUAGCAGGCCGCGCAUCAGAGGGUGAUUGGAGCCCUGUACUGACUGGAGAAGCCUGUGAAGAGAGGUGUGGAGGAGUUGCAGUGCGCUACGUCUCAAAUAGGCGCUGUUUUUUGUCAGGAUUAAAGUACACAUACAAGAAGCUAGUAGCUACGCGCGAGGACCGUCGCUUCGACCGCCGUGGUCCGGGUCAAGCCCUGCAAGCGUCUGCCCUCGAUGGUGCCGACCCACGCGCAGUGCUCGCUCCGGUUCAUCCGCCUCCCCAGCGCACCGAGCUCCCUCCGCGCCAGAGGUAGCGCGUCGGGAGAGCAGCCGCCAGGCGAAAACACGAUCGGCCGGUCGGCGAGGAGCAUCGCGCGGUGGCAUCCGCUGACUCGCAGGGCCGCCUCGAGCUCCCCAAAGUUGCUCACCGCGGCGGAGACGUUCUCGGAGCCCGCCUUGACCUGCACCGCCUCGCGCCGCGCCGCCUGCCACCGCUCGAGCGGCGGCGCGCCCAGCGCGGCGAGCAGGUCGCGCAGCACGCCCGCCAUGUCGAGCUGCAUCGCCUCGUAUGCGACGUAGCGCGUCACGCCGCGGCCGGUCGAAUGCGCAAAGUUCUCUGCCACCUGAGCGAUGCG
Emiliania huxleyi CCMP1516 is the source of this 1586-nucleotide messenger RNA. RefSeq names its product enoyl-CoA hydratase (gene ECH1). The transcript is spliced from 7 exons. The record is from RefSeq and is a predicted model, not a curated record. The coding region runs from base 25 to 879 and encodes 284 amino acids. NCBI's taxonomy places the organism in Eukaryota, Haptophyta, Isochrysidales, Noelaerhabdaceae. Gene Ontology annotation, molecular function: enoyl-CoA hydratase activity. Gene Ontology annotation, biological process: fatty acid beta-oxidation.